Messenger RNA from Phyllostomus hastatus (greater spear-nosed bat), 1126 nucleotides. RefSeq names its product neurexophilin 2 (gene NXPH2). The coding region runs from base 1 to 834 and encodes 277 amino acids. The record is from RefSeq and is a predicted model, not a curated record. Lineage: Eukaryota; Metazoa; Chordata; Mammalia; Chiroptera; Phyllostomidae. Gene Ontology annotation, molecular function: signaling receptor binding. The transcript has 3 exons.
AUGCAGCCACCCGCAGCUCCUCUACUGCCUGGCUCCGAGCCCCAGCCAGCUCUGCAGUCCAAGAUCAAAGUACCAGAGGGUUGGUUUCUGUUAUUUUGUGACAGUAAAAAGGUGGCACAUGCCACAGAGGGGCUGGAUUGGGAAGACAAAGAUGCUCCAGGGACACUGGUUGGGAAUGUGGUUCACUCAAGGAUCAUCAAUCCUCUGCGCCUGUUUGUUAAACAGUCUCCAGUCCCAAAGCCUGGACACGUGGCCUAUGCGGAAAGCAUGGAAGACUUCUGGGACUGGCUUGCCAACAUCACGGAGGUUCAGGAGCCAUUGGCAAGAACUAAGCGGAGGCCCAUAGUAAAAACGGGAAAAUUUAAGAAAAUGUUUGGAUGGGGUGACUUUCAUUCCAACAUUAAAACUGUUAAACUCAACCUCCUGAUCACAGGGAAAAUUGUCGACCAUGGAAAUGGAACCUUUAGUGUUUAUUUCCGACAUAAUUCCACAGGCCUGGGCAAUGUUUCAGUAAGUUUGGUACCCCCCUCCAAAGUGGUGGAAUUUGAAGUUUCCCCACAGUCUUCCUUGGAAACCAAGGAAUCCAAAUCUUUCAAUUGUCGCAUUGAGUAUGAAAAAACAGAUCGGGCGAAGAAGACUGCCUUGUGCAACUUUGACCCAUCGAAGAUCUGCUACCAGGAGCAGACUCAAAGUCAUGUGUCUUGGUUGUGCUCCAAGCCCUUCAAAGUCAUUUGCAUUUACAUUGCCUUUUACAGUGUUGAUUAUAAACUUGUGCAAAAGGUCUGUCCUGACUAUAACUACCAUAGUGAGACUCCUUACUUAUCUUCUGGCUGAAUCUUUCCACAGUGAUAGAAAUGAGGGACCAAUGUAUAUUUAAAUAGAAUGACCAACAGCAAAGCCCAACUGUUCAUGGUAAAGGGUCCCUUUUGUUUCUGGCAGUGAACCCUAGUUCCUUAAUAGGUUUAUGAAUUUAAAAAAAGAAAAGUAAAAGAAACCUCUAAAUGUAAAGUGUGUUUGUUUUGAUCAUAAGUACCUUAAUGUAAAGAAUCAAACUGUUUAUGAAGCUACCACUUUCAUGUAGGAUGGCUAAGUUCUCAGAAUGUUGUUUCUCUAAAAGAAGCAUCAG